Ctenocephalides felis (cat flea) is the source of this 1209-nucleotide messenger RNA. Its product is annotated as methenyltetrahydrofolate synthase domain-containing protein-like. The coding region runs from base 1 to 1209 and encodes 402 amino acids. NCBI's taxonomy places the organism in Eukaryota, Metazoa, Arthropoda, Insecta, Siphonaptera, Pulicidae. The transcript has 4 exons. Gene Ontology annotation, cellular component: cytoplasm. The record is from RefSeq and is a predicted model, not a curated record.
AUGGAUAAAUCUAGAAUGGAUUUUACAGAGGAAGCAAAGGAAGCUGAAGCUGGGGUGACGAAGCAAGGAGCCUUUGAUGCCGCACAGAGAGUAAGUGAACUAGAUGUUUUCAAACAGGCAAAGACCGUUUUAGUAAACCCAGAUAAGACAUUGGAAUGCGUUAGAAUACUGGCCUUGGAGCAAGGUAAGCAGUUAGUAGUCCCUGUCCCUCGACUACAAUCUGGGUUACUAACCAAAAUUGAUAUGCCUGAAACCAACUCCAAGUACCAUGUCCGCCGAGCAAUUACUCGUAGAGGAUUAAAUGAAGCUCCAACCGUUGAUUUAAACUCUGGUAUCAACAUUGACUUACUAAUCAUUGGAUCAGUAGCAGUGUCUCGCAAUGGCUUGCGAAUUGGUAAGGGUCGUGGAUACACUGAUCUUGAGUUUGCCAUUGUACAACAUGUCAAAGCCCUAAACCAGAAUACUCUUAUUGCCACGUUGGUGCAUGACUGCCAGGUGAAGGACGAUAUGCCCAGCAUAUUAUUUGGUGCUCACGAUGUGCCAGUUGACAUUAUAAUAACACCUACCGAGACAAUCAUGGUCUCGGGACGACCACCACGGCCAACUCACAUAAUGUGGAAUUUGAUCUCCGAAAGGCGUUUAAACACUCGCCGGAAAAAGAUCGUGCUAAAAGAGGUAGAUACUGAUAAUGAAAGCGUGGAGAAAGUGAGAGUCCCUAAUAAAUUUCAACAGAGAAGGAGGCCCCGUAAGUCAGCAAAGAAUAGCGAAUCCGAGCCAAAUGAGGGCGAUGGUGAUGCGUCUGAGCAUAGACGAAAUGGCCGUAGAUUGAGACGACGACGUGUCCCUGAGAAAGAGGAGAACGACGUAUUGGACGUAUUGGACGUAUCUAAUGAGAAUGGUCAAUCCAGACGCAAUAUUUGCGAAAGAGGCGCACGCGUAGAACAAAGCCGCAGAUCGAAUUUAGCGUCAAGGGGUGUCAAGCCUUUUGACAUCACCUGGAGGGGAGUGAAAGGUUUUUGCUACCUGCACUUCGCGAUGAAGCCUGCAGGUGUCAAAUCCCUUGGAGUGGACGCCAUGAUUGAAUCCCUUUCUGGUAUGAAAAUUGGAGGUGGUGAAGAAGGAACCACCUCAUGUGAACCACAUGUUUUGACUGUUAAGCCUGCUAGGCCAAUCACUAGGAUUCAAACGACAGAUGUGACUGCCGUAUGA